Tachysurus fulvidraco (yellow catfish) is the source of this 3127-nucleotide messenger RNA. RefSeq names its product interactor of little elongator complex ELL subunit 2 (gene ice2). The record is from RefSeq and is a predicted model, not a curated record. Gene Ontology annotation, biological process: snRNA transcription by RNA polymerase III; snRNA transcription by RNA polymerase II; positive regulation of transcription by RNA polymerase III. Gene Ontology annotation, cellular component: transcription elongation factor complex. NCBI's taxonomy places the organism in Eukaryota, Metazoa, Chordata, Actinopteri, Siluriformes, Bagridae.
ACACGGUCACCAUUUUUUGUUGAACUGUUUAUACUAGUUCACAUAAUCAAAACGCGUAUAUAGCAUUAGCAAUAAAGCAAUAAAGCAAUAAAGCAAUAAAGUCGUUAGUUUAUAAACGAUAUGCUGCACUCGUGUAUGCAGAAAGGAACUAAUUUUUAGUCGAUAUUAACAGUCCGUUUGUGUUCACAGACAUGGAGUUGAAUUGGGAUCAGACUCCUGUCGCAGACCUGGGCCCUUUCUCUAAAGAUGUCUUUGAUCAGUUCUCUCUUGCACCCACCAUAAAGGAGCUCUGGGCCAUGUUACACAGCCCUGAUGAAAAAGCCAGUUGUGCUCAACGUAACAAAGGCACACCGCAGACCAGCGUCAGACAAGGCCAAAAAAAUUCAGACUGCAAAGAAGCUCUUCCUGAAUAUCAGUAUAAAGUUUCUGAGAAUACAGAAAAAAAAUUCUUCCUUAAUCCAAGAGUGCCUUACCCCUGCUUCUCCUCUCUCAACCGCAAAGAAAGAGUGAUGUGUAUAAACACCCUUAAGAACAACAAGCAGUCCACGGCUCCUCAGAGUUUAAUAGAGAAGGUGAAUACCGAGGUGGCAGAGUUUAUGAAGUACCUGCAAGAUGUUUCUAAAGUGUGCGCUGAUGAUUAUAACUUCAUGCCCCCGGGAGCUGCUCGAUAUUCCGAGGAGUAUUUUCAACAUUGCUUGGAGCACAUGAGACACUACCCACAAGUGUACAGUAUUCAAGAAAUCACCAGUUUAACAGGCGGGAAAUUUGUCUCUGAUAUUUCGCUCAACUUUGAGAAGCAGCUGCUUGCGAUGGGCACCAUAGAGAUGGUCGAAAAACGAAUGCUGACACAAAGCACACAGCUACCAACGGAUUAUGAGUCCAUUUCAGCUGUGAACCCUCCAGAUAAAAAAGCUGCUCGUUUCCACACACCUAUCAGCAGCGACACAAAUGCAGAAAAGCUCAGUGCUACAUUUGAGCCACAUGUGUGUCUAGCGAAAGAGGCCUUCUUCCAGCUGCUGAACAACAGUGUUGGGUUUACUGAGGCAUGGGAACUGCCAGUCUGUGUGAAAGUAAACCCUGCAAAAGGUAGCACUCGGAGUAAAACGGUGUACAUCGACCCUCCUCUGCUGAAGACGGAGAUGACAUGGAGAGAAAGAAAUCACCUCUUCCAUGAGGAGAGUGUAAAACUGGCCUACAAGAAGACCGGUUCGAAUCCUGUGUUUUUCCUCACAUCAGAGGACUACAACAAUAGAACUGGCUUUGCCACAGAGAAAGCAAGCAGCAGGCCAGUUGUUUCAUUCGAUACCAAUGAUCUAGAUUUCGAUGUGGAUUUAACCGACUUGGAAUCAUUUGGGGAGUCUUGUCAAGUGAAAAAGAAAGUAAAGGACAAUGAAUCGAAAACUCAAGUACCUUCUAAAAAUGAACCACUGGGAUUAUUCAAACCUAAAGUAGAAUUAGAUACAGAUAAAACAUCACACACAUUAACCAAUAUGACUUGCACACCUAAAGACAUUAUAUCAACACUUUCUACACCAGCAAAUGAAGACGAGCAGGAAGAAGCAGCCAGGCUGAGUGUAGAGGACAGCUCAGUGGACGAGAGUGCUGAGACUACUUUGAAUUCUGUAUCUGAAAAAAACCCCUUGAGUUCGACUGUGGAUGAGACUCCAGCCAAGCGAAUGAGGCGUUCCUCUAUGAACACUGAUUCUGAUGAGGAACGUCUCAUUAUCGAUGACCCAGACUCCCUACAGAGGAGAGGAGAGAAUGAGAACCAGGUGACUGUCCCCGAGACAUCCUCUGUGAGUGAUUUGAGUGUGCAAUUAAGUCCAAGCGGAUCUGCUAAAGGAGCUAAGAAAGGAGCCAAAAGGCCCAGAGUGUCAGCAGAUUGUGACCAACUAGGGCAUAUUUUACGAAUGCAGAACGCCAUGCUGAAAUCCACAGCGACUAAAAACCAAGAAUCUCCAAAAGCACCAGCUGCAGAUUCUCACCCAGCAGAGCCAAAACCCAACAUCCACCCUGUGUCUCUGGUCAAACCUAGCGUGUCCUCGUACCUGGACUUGGAAUACAGAGAAGGGCUGCAGAAUGAGGCUGCAGCUUCUGCCAUCUCUCAGCCCACGGCGCAAAGAAAACGGCUGCUGAGAGAGGAGCUGUUGGUGAGUGCUGAGGAUGAGGAGGACUAUGUAGCUCCUGAGGAGGGUAGCAUACUGUAUAAACUCUACAGUCUUCUAGAUGUGCUGCUGAUGGUGCGUAGCACUGUAUCCAUUGCUCAUCCCAGACAUGACCAAGAAACAUUCAGGGCUGUCCCUGUGCAUGUGCUGCCCAAGCUGGAGUACCAGCUGUGUUACGGAGUCGAGAGUCUGACCCAUACCGAGGCGUGCCAGCUGUGGGCUGAGCAGCAGCUUCACUCCAGCACGGUAUCUUUUAUAGGCCGGAUUAAUGCACACUCAUCAAAGGUAGUGCUGCUUCAAGAGCUCCAGCCUGACUGGAUCCAGAACACCUGUGAUUUCAGACCAGCCAGGUGCUUGAACACACUCCACCACAUAUUGAAAAAAGUCAUGAGCUUACAAGAGGGGAGAUAUCUGUUGGGCCACAAAUCUGGUGAUGCUUUUUUGACCAUAUUCAAAGCCAAUGAUGGAAAAAAGCCCACUCGGUGUGUCUAUGAACUCCAGGCUGUCCACUGUGGACCUCCUUUAAUCCCAGAGGCCAGAAUUCCCUGGGUUCCUGUGGAUCCCAACUAUCUCAUGCCAUUUCACAAGAAAUACUGUAGACCUCCAUGCACCUUUCCUCCACAUCCAUCCACGCAACCUAAGGCAGGAUGGUGCGGUGAAGCAAAGUGGGAUAACAGCACGACUACAUCUGCACCACCGAGGCAAGGAGCAACAAGGACGGCCAGUCAAAAGCGAAAGAAAAAUAAUAAAAAAAACAAAAACAGACAAAUACAAACAUGCAAACAGAAUGAAGAUGAAUGUGAAAAAAGUGAAUAAAUAAGUGAUGAGGACUAACAUCUGUUAAGUGAAGGAUUUGAGUCUGCAAACAUAACCUAAGCAAAGAAUAUGCUAAAUAUCCAGUAGAUCAUUUGUACUGUAAUUCUGCAUUUUUUUUUCAGUUAAGUUUGUUGUCUAGUUUUGCU